AUGGCAGACCUUAAGGAUCUUCCAGGCCUCUACACCUCAUCCAGAGAUGUAGGCGAUGUACUCGUAGGCCAGGACGACGCUCGCCGUCUCAUCGAAACAUGCUCGUCUGGCGACGACACAGCUUUAUGGAGUCUGCUAUCGCAGCCACAACAUAUCACGACGAUGCUCAGUAAACCACACACCAUCUAUAGUAAAGAUCCACGUGGGAAGGUCAUGGCAAGGCCAAUCCCAAAUCUUGAGCGGGCCUUGAUGGUAGCGGCUCAGAAUGGCCACGCUGCUGUUAUCACCGCACUACUUGCUUUCACAACAGAGCUUGAGGUUUCCCUUUCCGAUGUUAUAACGAGAGACGUCGUCAACAAGGUCAUCGACGGUGGGAACGCCGCUGUCGUCGAGGCACUAGGCGCCGCCUACCCGAAGGUCAUCGACAUCCGCAUCGGCCACGGGCACGAGCGGCCGCUGUACGAGGCCGUGAGGCGAAGGAAACCAGAUGUAGUUGCUGCACUUCUCGAGCUGGGAGCAGAUCCAUUACAUCCCGUUGCGCCAGGCUACAAGAAACUCGGAAACUACCGCUCGUCUCUAAUGUCCUUCGCUGCAAUGAACGAGGGUCCGCGCACGACAGCGAUGCUAUUGGAACGCGGUACACCUAUAGCGGGUACUGCUGCGUUGCACACCGCUGCGAGCUUCGGUCAGCUCGACACUAUGCGACUGCUGAUAACGCAUGGCGCGGAUGUGGAGGAGGUCGUUCCGGGCUGGAAGGGCUGGACACCGAUGCACUUCGCUGCCUGGACUGGCAAAGCCGAUGCCAUGAAACUGCUAGUAGAACAUGGCGCACGCAUAAACUCGAAGGACGAGGAUGGGAAGACGCCUAAUCAACUGAUGAAGACGCGGAAUGCUGCUUAG
This is a messenger RNA of Alternaria ethzedia, 900 nucleotides long. RefSeq lists its product as uncharacterized. NCBI's taxonomy places the organism in Eukaryota, Fungi, Ascomycota, Dothideomycetes, Pleosporales, Pleosporaceae. The record is from RefSeq and is a predicted model, not a curated record. Gene Ontology annotation, cellular component: nucleus; cytoplasm. The transcript has a single exon. Gene Ontology annotation, molecular function: protein binding. Bases 1 to 900 code for a protein of 299 amino acids.